Messenger RNA from Dicrocoelium dendriticum, 458 nucleotides. The record is from the annotation of a GenBank genome assembly. Lineage: Eukaryota; Metazoa; Platyhelminthes; Trematoda; Plagiorchiida; Dicrocoeliidae.
CACAAACGUAACACUAAACGUCGCAACCUGGACAUAAACUGGACAGUUGUCCACUUCAGCAAUGAUGGCUUUUCAAGGAUACAGCGUUGUCAAAAUCCUUGACUCCGAGGAUUUAAUAACUAUUGUCAGUAACACUUGGCUUAGAGAAGAAGGUUCGUACGCUCAAAUGCCUUCAGUGCGGGGUACGCACUACUAUGCAGCUGUGAAAAAUCACACUGCGCCGGAUGUCGAUGUGGUCAGCACUGCCGUGUCCAUAAUCGUUAGCACUAUUAGCUUCCAGCAUGCCCGAGAAAUGGAACGGCAAUCUGAGCGCGGGAUGCUGCCAUCGACAGACGAUACAAUUCCCAUGGGCCUUCCAGCUAAGCGUGCAAUGUGAGUAUUGUGUUUUUUAUUUCCCCUUAGACGCCGGCCCGUCCGUUCUAGCUCCGAUGACGAGGAUGCCGCGCGUCCAAGCAAAC